This is a messenger RNA of Dermochelys coriacea (leatherback sea turtle), 1539 nucleotides long. RefSeq names its product transmembrane protein 174 (gene TMEM174). The transcript has a single exon. The record is from RefSeq and is a predicted model, not a curated record. Lineage: Eukaryota; Metazoa; Chordata; Testudines; Dermochelyidae.
AUGGAGUAGAACAACAGUGUAGAAGAUUUCUCUUUCAAUGUAUUUUCUGUCACUCCAUAUCAGCCCAACAGAUCUGAUGUCCUGGUGUCAGAUGAUGACAAAGCUGGUACCACUUUACUCUUUUCAGGUGUUUUUUUAGGGAUGGCGGGGAUCACUUUCACAGUGAUGGGAUGGAUCAAAUAUGCUGGCAUUAUUCACUUUGAGUGGACUCAGUUAUUAGGGCCCAUUCUGCUCUCUGUUGGUGUGACUUUUGUUCUGAUUGCCAGGUGCAAAUUUAAAAUUCUGACAUGUAAUUCUUGCAAAGAAUGUGAUGAAAGUGCCUCAGCUACAGACCAGUCUCCAAGUGGACAAUCCUUUGUUUUUACUAGAAUUAACCAACCUAUAACUUUUCAUGGUGCUACAGUGGUACCAUACAUCCCUCUUCCUCAUCCAGCCCAGGAAGGCAUUGCUGUGCAUCCAGUGCUCAGUUACUGUGGUGUUGCUUCAUCCAGUGGAUCAACAAUUCCUUCCCCAACCUCUCCUCUGUACUCAAACUCUCGUACUGUCCACUCUCUGGAUAACCCAGCUAUUCCUGAAAAUGAAAACUACCCUGCUUAUCUGGUAGCAGACACAAGAGAUGAGAGAUCAAGUCUACUAAAAUGUUUAUUAGUUAAUAUGGAUAUAGUUAUUUGAAAUUUUAAAGCACUUCAUGAGCACUAAGUAGUAGUGUUAUUAGUGCUAAGUAGUAUUGUUAUCCAGUCAAAUGUUAUUGAACCCCAAUGUUGUGGUGCUUUCUGUGUACAGCAUUAUUCAUGUAUUUAUUUUUUAAUAUGUGUGCUCUGAUUUAUGUCUAUAUGGUAUCUUGUAUAAUUUACCUGGGAAAUGGUAAUAUCAAAAAUUUGUUAAAAUCGCCAUCUUGAAUGGUGUCUAGUAGUUGUUUGGCCGCCAUAUUGGCUACCCUUCUCUUUGGAACUUUGGCACCCUUUUGUUUGAGUUUGGCGCUCUUUUGUGGAAAGGCGGGAAAAGGAAUGGUCAGGUGGUCACUAAACGCCUAGAGACUAGAGGAUAUAAAAGACCCCCACACAGGCUGUAGGGUGCUGUCCUCCCUAGAACCACCAGAAGGUCUCUGAGAGAAACCACCACAGCUACUUACCUGAGAAGUAAUCCUGAUCCUGAUCCUAAUCCUAAUCCUGGUUCAGCAGUCCGAUGAAGUGAGCUGUAGCUCACGAAAGUUUAUGCUCAAAUAAAUUUGUUAGUCUCUAAGGUGCCACAAGUACUCCUUUUCUUUUUGCGAAUACAGACUAACACGGCUGCUACUCUGAAAGAUGGGGGAGAGACCAGAAAAAUAUCUGUAAAAAUAUCUCAAAAAAGGUUACUUUAUUGGUUGGCUGGUAUGUCCCCCCCAUAAUAAAUGGAAUUGCUGUAAGUGACACCCCUGAGUUUUAAGCGGCCCUGGUCCAAGACUUAUUACCUGCCAUUAGAAUCUCCAUGGGCCCGAUUAAUGUAAAAAAUGUAAGUCUUAAGGAAUUGGAAAGGUUAAUGCAGGAAGCUUUUGAAUUA